Equus caballus (horse) is the source of this 2292-nucleotide messenger RNA. It is a transcript of the gene AGXT2, whose product is annotated as alanine--glyoxylate aminotransferase 2. Gene Ontology annotation, biological process: glyoxylate catabolic process. Gene Ontology annotation, cellular component: mitochondrion. The record is from RefSeq and is a predicted model, not a curated record. Lineage: Eukaryota; Metazoa; Chordata; Mammalia; Perissodactyla; Equidae. Gene Ontology annotation, molecular function: L-alanine:glyoxylate transaminase activity; pyridoxal phosphate binding.
UGGAAGCUCUGGGCUUGGUAGAAGUGGUGGCAGUAAUCACUCCAAGACUCCCCUCUAGAGCUCCUCCCCUUCUAUUCUAAUCUCAAAGUCCAGCCUUUUGGUGAUCAGUUGGAGCCCUUCCUCUGACCUGCUCCCCCAGGGGUUGCUUCCUGCCUUGCAGAGAUGACUCUGGCCUGGAGACAUUUGCAGAGAGCUUUGCGCCUGGAGAUCUCCUCACCCAGGAUCCCCAAGAUGUGCCCUUCCUUGAGCCGAGCUUUCUGGACAUCUGUAACCAAGCUUGGUGUUCACACAAAACCCAGAAUGCCUCCGUGUGACUUCAUCCCUGAAAAAUACCAGUCCCUUGCCUAUCAGCGUGUUCUGGAGAUCAACAAUCGACAUCUCUAUCCCCCGCGGACGGCGUAUUUUGCAGAGCCUUUGUUGCUCCAUCAGGGUCACAUGGAGUGGCUAUUUGAUCAUGAGGGAAACAGAUACCUGGACUUCUUUUCUGGGAUUGUCACUGUCGGUGUUGGUCACUGCCACCCGAAGGUAAACGCAGUGGCACAAAAGCAGCUUGGCCGUCUGUGGCAUACAAGUCCCAUCUUCUUCAACCUUCCGAUCCAUGAAUACGCAGAGAAGCUUUCCGCGAUUCUUCCUGAGCCUCUGAAGGUCAUUUUCUUUACGAACAGUGGCUCAGAAGCCAACGACCUAGCCAUGCUGAUGGCCAGAGCACACUCAACUAACAUAGACAUCAUUUCUUUCAGAGGAGCCUACCAUGGAGGCAGCCCUUACAUACUUGGCUUGACAAAUGUAGGGUACUUCAAGAUGGAACUCCCCGGUGCAGCAGGCUGUGAAUCAACAAUGUGCCCAGAUGUUUUCCGCGGCCCUUGGGGAGGAAGCCACUGUCGAGAUUCUCCAGUGCAAACCAUUAGGAAAUGCAGCUGUGCACCAGACUGCUGCCAAGCGAAAGACCAGUACAUCGAACAGUUCAAAGAUACUCUGAGCACUGCUGUGGCCAAAUCAAUUGCUGGAUUUUUUGUAGAGCCGAUUCAAGGGGUGAGUGGAAUUGUUCAGUACCCGAAGGGGUUUCUAAAGGAAGCCUUCAAGCUGGUGCGAGAGCGGGGAGGCGUGUGCAUCUCGGAUGAAGUGCAAACAGGAUUUGGAAGGCUGGGCUCUCACUAUUGGGGCUUCCAAACCCACGACGUUGUGCCGGACAUUGUCACUCUGGCUAAAGGGAUUGGGAAUGGCUUUCCCAUGGGAGCAGUUGUGACAACCCCAGAGAUUGCCAAGUCUUUAGCUAAACGCAGGUUUUGCUUCAGCACCUUCGGAGGGAACCCCUUGGCCUGUGCCAUUGGAUCAGCGGUGCUUGAGGUGAUUAAAGAAGAAAAUCUACAGGAAAACAGUCAAGAAGUUGGCACUUACAUGUUACUGGAGUUAGCUAAGCUGCGAGAUGAAUUUGAAAUCGUUGGGGACGUCCGAGGCAAAGGCCUCAUGAUAGGAAUAGAAAUGGUGAAGGAUAAGAUGAGCCGCCAGCCUCUUCCCCCGGAAGAAGUCAGUCAAAUUCACGAGGACUGCAAACACAUGGGGCUUCUAGUUGGCAAAUCCGGCAUUUUUUCUCAGACAUUCCGCAUUGCACCCCCAAUGUGCAUCACUAAACCAGAAGUUGAUUUUGCAGUGGAAGUAUUUCGUUCUGCCUUAAUCCAACACAUGGAAAGAAAAGCCAAAUGAAAUUUUUAAAAAUAAAAAACCACAAGCCUCAAGAACUUCCCACUUAUGUUCAAGGGUUAAUUUGAGGAAUUCCAGAACCACUAGUCUAAGGUGGUUGACUGCCUACCAGCCAUAUUUCUUAACAGAGCCUCUAUUCUCUCGAGAAGUCCAUCCUUCAGGAAGGGGCCUCUGUCCCUAGCCCAGAGAAUAAAUACCAAUUAGUCUAGGUAAGUUAUGGUAAUUUGAUUCCCCUUUGCAGUGAUUGGUUUAUGCAUGAUAUGUGACAUAUUUUUGGACAAUUAAUCUUGAAGGAAAAUCUUUUGGUGGAGGUGCCUUCAGGGAAAGAUUUCUCUAUUCUUCACUCUUCAUCCCCAUCUUUGGAAGAGAUGUCUACUUCUUACACAGAAGCAUCAAAUGUCAUGAUGAGACUGCUGGAACUAUGUCAGCCAUUUUGGAGCCAUGAGGACAAAGGUUUUUUGCUAAGGUUGGAAGGUGGAAGGAAGCUGAGUCCUUAGUGAUGUCGAUGAGCCACUGACUUAAGCAAUCUGGGAGCCACCUUACUUUGAGGCUCCUGGUUAGAUGAGAUAAUAAAUUUGCUGUAUUGCACAA